CUGUCGCUGCUCUUCUUCCUGGUGAAUCGCCUGCGGCAGCGCAAGAUGAGGGCGCGUGAGAACCGCCAGAAUGCGGAGGAUCAGCGCAGCAUAGUGGGCAGCAUAGGCUACAUUGCCGGAAACAUGGGCUACAUGGAGGGCAAUCUGAGUGCCAUUGAUUACUCUUAUGGGGGCGCUGCCACCCACUAUCCUUUGUGGAAACCGCACUUUCCGCGUGGAGAGGCUCCACCUCCGUAUGAGGAGGCUGUGGCCAUCUCCCAGGCGGAGGCAUUAAGUGCCCAAUGCACCGUCAGCCUGCCAGCCAGUUCCCAACGAGCGGUGGCCAGUGUCAGCCAGCAACAGCAGCAGGCCGUGGCCCAGGCCCAGGCUCAGGCCCAAGCUCAAGCCCAAGCUCAGGCUCAACAGCAGCAGCAGAUGCAGGCCCAGGUGCAGGCUCACCAACACCUGCAACAGCACACGCUGCAACUGCACACCCAACCACAGCAGCAUCACCAGCCUUACAGCCAACAGCUGGUAGCCCAUCCGCACCCACACUCCGCGGCUUCGGUGCUGCCCCAAUCCAACCAGUACACCCAGAGCACCACUAACCUGAUCAACAUCAACAUAAACAGUGGCGGGGUGACCACCAUAGCCACUGGGGAGAAUCAUCAGCCGCCUUACAGCCUCCAGAGCGACCACCAACUCAGUUUGGAGCAACAGCAGCAGCAGCAGCAUCUAGUCCAGCCUCCGGUUAGCAGUGGCUCCAUUUGCCUUCAGACCAUGCCCAAGCCACCGGUCUCCGCCGAGUGUAGCUACAAGAACUGCCAUCUGAACAUCAGUGCCAGUGUAACCACUGCUGCAGCCAGCUCCAGUUCGGCAGCCUAUACGGCAGGAAGAAGAACCACGCCGCGGGGAUCCCAGGAGUUGCUUCAUCAGUUACCACAGCAGCAGCAGCAGCAACAGCAAUAUCUUACGGUGGCCGAUGUGGAGAUCAAUGCCAGCGCCAGUGCGGCUAGCUACCAUUCACUUCCGGCCAGUAGUGGAGAGCUCCUAGCCACACCCACCCACUCGCAGGUGUUGCAACACCACCAGCAACAGCAGCAGCAGCAUCAUCUCCUGGCGGCCAUCUCCUCGCCGGCCAUGGAGCUGAUGCAGCCUCUGGAGAUAGCCACAAUCUCGGCGGCGCCUGCCUGCAGCACAGCGGAUUCGGUGACCCAAACCACCCAGAUGCCUAUGCAUGGAACCCUGAAGAACAGCCAGCAGCAGCAACAGAUCAACAAGACACCCUCCAGUUCGAGACGCUAUCAUCGCACUAUACCACGCUAUUUUGCAGUGGCCGAUCCUCUCCAGGUGAAGCCGAAGACCAGCAAUAGUGCCACCUCGACGAGCGAGAAACAGCAGGCCAGCAAGAAACCCAUGUGCCAGUGCCCUAUCCAGCACGUGCCCAUGUCCUACAUGGGUAGCACGGCCAACGCGAAUGCCUUCUUGAGCGGAGCCGGCAAGUUGUUCGCGGGAAACUCGAGCAGCAGCAGCACCUCCACGCCCACCUGCUCCUUGUCUCCAGGAGCAGCGGCCACUGGUGGAGCUCGUCAUGCGGCCACCUUAUCGUAUGGACAGCGAGCCAAGUCCUCGACGAAUUUACAACAGCAAGCACAGGAUUUGAUCACGGCAGCGGCUUCGGGUGGUGGAACUUUAAGACGUAGUGGGUGUGGACACGAGCCCAAGAUAGCCACCAUUUCCAAGCAGGUGGGCGAUGAGACGCAUCAUACGCAUUCGGGAUCUGGAGGCGGGGUCAAUGUGUCGGCCAUCAUUCCACCGCCGCCGCUGCAGCAUCCCGAAGAGGUUUCGGCCCCACCAAUUGUCCUGGGACGCGUCCAGAAACGAUCCUCCAGCAGUUCCGCAGACAGAGGGAGGAGCUCUAGCGGAGGUGGCAGUGGUGGACGCAGUGUGUCUAGUGGUGGCGGCGGCGGCGACUCCCUCUCCAGCGCCUACUUGAAUCGAAAGGUUGAUGCCUACUUGAGUUUGACGCAGAAACAGCAGCAACAUUUCUUUAACCAGCAACAGCAGCAGCAGCCAGAUCCGAGCAACCCGACUUUACCACCGAAACUCUACAAAAGCCUAACGAAUUUAAAGAGCGCCACCGUGGUCAGCACAUCCUCCUCCUCCUGCUCGUCAGGCAGCGGGAACAACAGCGCCGUGGCCACCAUUUACACUCUAAGCAAGCCGUCGUCCAGUGGCCAGCGCAAGGAACAGACGCCCUCGCUGACCCUGCCGCCGGCGAGUCCUGCCUCUGGACCCGGCGAGAAAUUAACCAGCGGCAAGAUCAACUCCAGCACCUUCUAUCCGCUGGCCAAUCACGUAACCUACACCCUGCCCAAACACAUCAGCGGGAAGGUGUCGCUGAACAGCACCAUCAACAGUGUAGUCAGCAAGGUGCCAUCGGUGAUCAGCAUUCCUCCGGUGGAGAGCAACAAUCCGGGGCAGACAGGAGUUCCGGCCAAAAGCACAACACUGCCAAAGAUCCUGCGCGUGAAGCGGGACACUGGACCGGGAUCGGCAGGAGGAGGAGGAACUGCCACGAGCCUGGCCGUUGCCCACUGCCAGAUGCCCAGCUAUCCGCUGACGCCGAAGUCAACCGCCGGAGGAUCCAGUGGUCGAUCGCCCAGCAAGCAGCUUCCAGUGUGCACAACGUCGAAGAACUGCUUGAAUCCGAAGGAGCACUUCCUGCCCAACGACACCAGCUUGGACGAUGACUAUCUGAGCGAGUGCGAGAACUGCAAGAUAGCCCAGAGUGCCAAGUACUACUUGGAUGCGGAGAUGAGCAACGGCGGCUCCUCGACCUCCCCGCAGGAGACAAUGACGCUGCAGCGCAAGUCGUUGGAGGAGACCAAGGAGGAGCCGCUCGACAGUUACUACCGCAGCUCACAGACUCUACCCAGCAAUUCCAAAAAGCAUGGCAAGAACAACAACCGGGAGAAGUGGCAGUUCUCGACGAUACCCGCUGCCAGCUCAUCGGAUGAGGAUGUCAACGAAUGAGAUUUAAGCCAUUUUCUUUAAGAUGCCAAAUCCCCGGCCAGAAGAGCAUCCUAAAGAAAACGCAGGCUCCAAAAAACCACAACCAAUGACCCCGACCCGGAAGGCAAAUCAGCUUGAAAAGAGCGAAACUUAGGUUCUUAACCAAACAAUUGCUACUGCAAUACGAGAUAUAUCCUGUAUAUAGACAUAUUAAGCGUACUUUAAUCUGCAUACAGUUAUGUAACAAAAUAUGUGUAGACGGUUACCAAAUGAUUGUUAGUUAUAACCAUGACGAUACUCAACCCAACAGCGGCAUGUAAAUCUGCGUGUUUGUUAUGCACCUGUAUAUCUCUGUAUGUAUGUAAUUGAAUCUGUACUAUACGAUAUAAAACGAUAGGCUAAGCGAGUUAGGCCGGGCAAAAAUCAAUUAUAAUCAAUGCAUUAUGAGGAUAUUAGCGGAACUGUUGAAUACUUAGCAUAAAUGAAAUUGAUCAUUAAGAUGUCAAACCCUACUGCCAUCUGCCAUUUUGCCAACGUUAACUGUCAAUAACUGUGUAUGUAUGUAAUAUCGAAAAAAAUGAAUGUAAUAAUUGUAAGUGUUUACAUUUAAGAAAAGGAAGCUGACCAAAAUUCAAGGUAUUUUCCUGCUGCUCAUUCCCGAAAUGCACAAACAUUGCACAUACGAACUCUAGGAUAAACCAAUUGACAUAUGCAUACAUAUAUAUAAAUAUAUGUAGAGGAAACCUUAGGAUACGAAUUUGAAUUCAAAGCUCAUUGCCAUUUCAUUCCCGCUUAUUAAAAUGUCGGCAUGAGGAUAAACGAUCUAACUUCGAAAUUGUUCCCUUAUUUUCCCUUCCAACUCAAAUAAAUGUACCAUAUAAAAUGAAACUAUGUCAGUAUAUUAGAAAUAAGAAAUCGUUUCCAAAUCGUUUUUGUGUGGGGUUUAAUAGACAUUAGAUGGUUUCUUGAUCGAUAACGAAGGACUUGCUAGAGAAUAACUUACGUUUGUUUCUUGAAUCGGGCGGGUCCUAGACAGUCUAAUGCCAACGAUAUAAGCUCGAUAUAAUUAUAAUUAUAUGGAAUACAGGUAGAUGAGCGGCGUCCCAAAAAAAAAUAAAACGGGAAAGGAUGGUUUGAUUUGAUCAAUUUUCAAAACUAGUCGUAAUCAUACCAAACCAGCACUUAGUCGAAGCUUCACUUAGACUAGAGCCAAAGAUACUCAAAUAGACACAAAAAUUUAUCUGAUUUAUCUUAGUUCGAUCCUAGUUUAGGUAACUUCCCCACACUUCUAAAGGCAAAAUGAUGGCAAAAACUUGUUCGUAAACGGUUCUUGUUCCGCUUUUGGUUGUAAUCGAUCUCAGACCUGAAAACUGUAUUGUGUUCAACAAAUGCUCAAAAUAGCUAUAUACCGAAAGGAAUGAAUUAUACAAUUUGUUGUUUAAGUUCGGAUAUUGUAUGUUCAACGAAGACUUAACCUCGACUCUGUUAUCAAAUGCUCAAAGCGUGUACUGACCACAACGCAAUCGUGUCCCCCAAAAUCGGGGGAGUAAUUUAGCAAACUGAAAUUACAAGUAUUACAGAAAUUACUCAAUAGUAUUAAAGAAUGAAAUCAAACGUUUUUCAAUAUACUUAUUAGAGUGUCAUUUAUCAACAUUUAAUUUCAACAGCAAAACAAAAACAACAUAUGUACAUCACGGCUAAGUACGAAUUUUUAUUCAAUAAGCUAUAUUUACUACUAAACAAAGUCUCAAGAAACCGAAAAUAACAAAAAAAAUUCUUGAUAACAGUAGUUUAAAAUUACAAAAUAUAAAAAAUACAUUAAAAUUAAACUAGUGUGCGAUAGUUAAAACAAAUUUACCAAAUCGAAAAAAACCAAACCGUUUCAAAAAUUAUUCAACACAAUUGAUGUCGAUGCGGCAUACUGAUUGACUGUAAUCGG
Molecule: messenger RNA, 4933 nt
Organism: Drosophila elegans
Lineage: Eukaryota; Metazoa; Arthropoda; Insecta; Diptera; Drosophilidae
Product: la-related protein Larp4B
Exons: 4
Coding region: 46-3015 (989 amino acids)
Cellular component (GO): membrane
Source: RefSeq, a predicted model, not a curated record